Messenger RNA from Rhodotorula graminis WP1, 2184 nucleotides. RefSeq lists its product as uncharacterized. The transcript is spliced from 7 exons. Bases 1 to 2184 code for a protein of 727 amino acids. Lineage: Eukaryota; Fungi; Basidiomycota; Microbotryomycetes; Sporidiobolales; Sporidiobolaceae. The record is from RefSeq and is a predicted model, not a curated record.
AUGUCGGGUCGGGUGGGACGAAAAGAAAGGCGGGAGGGCGGCGGCGAGACGGACCUGCUCCUCGGCGAGCAUGUCGCCCAUGCGGUCCGGCGCAGCUGGCGCAGCAGCGGCGGUCGCAGCGGCGGUCAGGUCGGUCGCUGUGGCGCCGGUAGCGCCUGCUGCAGCGGCGGCGGUACCGUCGGCAGGGCGAGCGGCGCGGCGACGGCGACGGCGGCGAGGGAGCGUGAUGAACUUGGGAAGGGGCCGAGCGUCGAGGUCGAGAGCGACGUUUGUCGCAGCUUGAAGAGCCUGUGCAGAGGAAGGGAGAAGGAAGAGGGAAGGGAAGGGAAGAAGAAACUGCUCGCCCUCGGCCCGCACGCGAACGACGUGCUUGCGCUUGAGGUAGUCGGCGGCGAGGCCCGACUCGGCGUUCUGGAGCGAGUAGUGCCGCACGAGGGCGUUGUCGGCCGACGCCGUCGCGCUCGCGAUGAUGCGCUCCUUGGCCUUGGCCUUGGCGAGCUCGAUCGAGAACCGGUGCCCUUGACCCGGCUGCUCGACGCCGUACUCGCCCUCGUGGAAGUGGAGCGGCGGCGGGCCGUCGUUCCCGGCGAUGUCGGCCGGCACGACCGACCAGUCGUCCUCGCCGGGGAGAGGGACGAAGUACUGGCGCUUCCAGGCGCGGUCGCGAGCUUGAACGCCCGGCGCAGUAAACUCGAGCUUGCGCGGCAUGCGGGAGGAGCGUCGCGCAGCUCGUACAUCGAGCGCGUGCGGUGCAGGCGGUUGCCGGCGCCGGCGGUCGUCGGGCGAGAGCGCAGGGUCGUCGGCGAGGAGGGCUGGGUCGAGGAAGGCGAGGAGGUGACGGACGUGUCGAGCGGGGCGGGCGUCUUGAUGGGCGACGCCGGGCUCUGCGGGACCGUGCGCCGGGGCUCGUCCGCGGCGGCUGCGUGCUCGUGCUGCUUCUGCGCCGCGAGGCCGAAGCUGAGGAAGCCAGGCGUCUUCUGCGCCGCCGGCACGCCGCGCUGCCACACCGGGUCGAGCUCGGUGACGCCCGCCGUCCCGAGCGGCUCGCCGUCCUCGUCCAUCAUGCGCGGGCUCGCGAGCGCGACGACGCUCUGGCUCCGCAAGCGGUACAGGCCGGCUCGAGCUGCGCCGUCGGUCGUCGGCGACGCCGGGGCCGUGCCCGUGCGCUCGGCGGCCGCUGCUGCUGCCGCCGCCGCCGGCUCGACCGUGACGAUGCGGGCCGGGCUCGCCGCCGCGCUCGCCGCCGCGUCGACGUCCUCCUGCAGCGCCGGGCGUUUGCCACGCGCGACGUCCGACAUGCUCAUGAAGGCGAGCGGCGUCUUGGGCGGCGCGCCGCUCGCGCUCGCACCUCCCGCCGCCGACGACGACGACGAGGUCGGGCGCGGCAGGUCGAAGUACGAGAUGCCGUUCUGCGGUCGAGCGGUGCGCAUCGCGGGCGUCGGCGUGUGCGCGAACGAGACCCAAUUCGAGGGCCCGCCGCUCGCGAUGACGCCCGUCGCCGUCGAGGUCGAGACGGCCGACAGGCUCGGCAUGCGCGCCGUCGGCGGACGAGCGCCGCCGGGCGUCUGCCCUCGCGGCGUGCCGUACGCGCUCGCGGCAGGCGUGUGCGCGGCGGGCGUACCGACCGGGCUGCGCGUCGUGACCGGGCCCUCGUCGCCCGUCGCUCGCGACGGCGUGGGUCGAGAGGAGGCGGGGCAGGGCGCCGAGGCGCAGGCGGUGGGACGGGUCGCGAAGGGCGGGCGCGACAGGGGUGGUGCUCUCUGGCGGCGACGACGACGUGACGGCGAAAGGUGGCGCUCGAGGGAGGAAGAAGAAGACGCACCCUCGACCUCCUCGUCGCGCCCGUCUCGACUCAACUGCUCGGCGAGGGCAAGCGAGCCCCUGCGCCGCCGCUCUGCCGCCGUGCCGCUGUCCUCCUCGUCGCACGCCGGCGCAUCUGGCGAAGUCGGCGCGGUCGAGACGGCCGAUCCCGACGCCGUCAGGGCCGAGCCCUCGCUGCUGUCGCUCAGCCGCAACGGGCUCGCCGAGGUGGGCGUGAGCGACGACGAGGUCGAGGUCGAGCUGGCGAGGUCCGAGCCGUGGCUGCCCGAGUUGCGGCGACGAAAGACCUUUGCGAGGCUGACAGGCGGCUUGGACGAGGUCGGGGUCGACGAGGGGUGGAGCGACGAGGAGGAGAGCGAGUAG